Ilex paraguariensis (yerba mate) is the source of this 228-nucleotide messenger RNA. The record is from the annotation of a GenBank genome assembly. NCBI's taxonomy places the organism in Eukaryota, Viridiplantae, Streptophyta, Magnoliopsida, Aquifoliales, Aquifoliaceae.
AUGCCUGGGGAUCAACCACAUUUUCUAGAUUAUCUGAAGAAGUUCAGAUUUGCAGUUAAUAGAGAGAAGACAGCUUGGUCUCUGAGCUACUCAGGCGUUAGAGUGGUGUGGAAUCUUGGAUUUGGAGAACUCUUCCAUGACUGGGAGUUGGAGUACAUGUAUUAUGCUAUCAUGUUAGUUACGGAUGUGGAUUUGGAUAGAUGCAGACUUGUCAGGCGGUUAUGCUAG